AUGGAUGACGCAGCUGCGAACGGACACCUUCUAGUCGUACAAUGGCUGCAUGAAAACAGAAGCGAGGGGUGCACGACGGACGCAAUGGAUUGCGCUGCUGCGAAUGGCCAUCUCGAGGUGGUGCAGUGGCUGUUUGGCCAUUUCUCGGGUUGCGAGACUCGUCACGCGAUGGAUCUGGCUGCCAAGGGAGGUCAUUUGCCAGUUCUCCCGUGGCUGGAAGCGAAUCGCUCGGAAACUUGCACGACGAAAGCAAUGGACGAAGCAGCGAGGUCUGGAAAUUUAGAAGUGGUCAAGUGGCUCCACGAAUCGAUCGGAGGGCAGCAAUGGACAAAGCAGCAGCUAGAGGGGAUCUGA
Messenger RNA from Phytophthora sojae, 354 nucleotides. RefSeq lists its product as hypothetical. Gene Ontology annotation, molecular function: protein binding. The record is from RefSeq and is a predicted model, not a curated record. Lineage: Eukaryota; Oomycota; Peronosporomycetes; Peronosporales; Peronosporaceae. The coding region runs from base 1 to 354 and encodes 117 amino acids. The transcript has 3 exons.